ACACACACACAGAAAGACAGGGAGAGUUUCCGUUGCGCUUGGAGCGCUUCAGCACUUGGGACAGUACAGGACGCAGGGACACAGGGACACAGGGACGGCUCUCUGACCGCAACAUGGAUCAGCCCGAACAUAACACAACAUAGGAUCUUAAACCCAAACUCUGGUUCGAUCGGGGACACUUCAGCGCACUCCUGCAAAAUGGAAGUGACAUUCGCUCUGUCGACGCUUUUCUCUCUGAUCCUCGUGGGGAACGAACUGGCCAGAGCCAUGCUGAGCGACAUCGGUGACUACGUAGGUACAGAUAUUGAGAUCUCCUGGUUGCCAAAUCUGGAUGAUUUAAUGAAAGGUUACGCUCGAAAUUUUCGUCCGGGGAUAGGAGGACCUCCAGUGAAUGUUGCCAUGGCUAUCGAAGUAGCCAGCAUUGACCAUAUCUCAGAAGCCAACAUGGAAUAUACCAUGACCGUGUUUCUGCGUCAGAGCUGGAGAGAUGAGCGCCUUUCCUACAACCACACAAACAAGACGCUGGGGCUGGACAGCCGUUUCGUAGAUAAACUCUGGGUUCCAGACACGUUUAUCGUCAAUGCCAAAUCGGCCUGGUUCCAUGACGUCACGGUCGAGAACAAGCUCAUACGGCUACAGCCUGAUGGUGUCAUCCUCUACAGCAGCCGAAUCACAUCCACAGUAGCCUGUGAUAUGGACCUGACCAAGUACCCAAUGGACGAGCAGGAGUGCAUGCUGGACCUUGAGAGCUACGGCUACUCUUCAGAGGACAUCAUUUAUUACUGGUCAGACAGCCAGAAGCAUAUUCAUGGCUUGGACAAACUAGAGCUGUCCCAGUUCACUAUCACGGACUACCGCUUUAUCACUGAAAUGAUGAACUUUAAAUCAGCUGGCCAUUUCCCUCGGCUCAGUUUGCAUUUCCGGUUGAGGCGGAAUCGAGGAGUGUACAUCAUCCAGUCCUACAUGCCUUCUAUCCUGCUGGUUGCGAUGUCCUGGGUGUCUUUCUGGAUCAGCCAAUCAGCUGUGCCUGCAAGAGUAUCGCUAGGAAUCACUACUGUGCUGACCAUGACCACACUGAUGGUGAGUGCUCGUUCCUCAUUGCCUCGCGCCUCUGCCAUAAAAGCACUGGACGUAUAUUUCUGGAUCUGCUACGUGUUUGUGUUCGCUGCCCUGAUUGAGUAUGCCUUCGCUCACUACAACGCUGACUACAGCAAGAAAGAGAAGGCCAAGGUCAAAGUAAACAAGAAUACAGAGUCCAUGGUGAAGAACGGCAAGCAGGCCAUGGUCCUCUUCUCACUGUCGGUGACAGGCAUGAAUCAAGGGCUUGUCGUCUCCAACCGGCAGAAUCGCGGCCAGUGCCAAACUGAGACACCCGCAGAGCCUCAGGAAGAGGCGGAAACGGCUAAGCAGGAGAGCAGAGAGGAAAGAAAGUGCUGCAAGUGCAAACCCAUAGACGCUGACACCAUCGACAUCUACGCUCGUGCUGUCUUCCCUUUCACAUUCGCCGUGGUCAAUGUCAUUUACUGGGUGGCUUAUACCAUGUGACAUUCUCUAUACAGUACUGUAGAUGCAAAGUCAGCUGAAAUCUUGAUAUUAUGGAUUUUUACAUUACGGGAUGAUCGCGAUUAUUAAACUAUAAUUCAGAAAGUUAAAUCCUUAUGAUUCAACUCAGUGUGGCUCUACUGUGCAUCUGACAAAACCCACAUAAUGAAGAUGAGAACAUCUGGUAAGGAAGCGCUUUUCCUUUCAACAGUCUUUCAGAUGAAGGUGAGUGGACUAUGAGGGAUUGUGCCGAGUGUCUCGCCUCUCAAACAUUUCAUGUGAUGCUAUUAUGAAAUUUUAUUUUGUGACAUUUAAUUGCCGCUCUUUCGCACCUGGGAUAGUCCAAUCGAACCACAGAACAUGAACUGCAUGGCUGCUGUUUUUCUUAUCAGCAAUAUUUUUUUUUCCUCAUUCUUAUUCUGCCAUGGGUUUUAAGUUUCCUGUUAUUCCCUAGGCUUUUGGCUUCAUUUCAGAAUUUGCAAAACUGCUGCUUGAGUUCCAGCAUAAUGAGCAAAUGACUGAAUAUUAUACGAGUCACAGAAGAAGGCCAUAGUUUAAAUAAUGACAUAAAAUAAUUACAAUUUUAUUCACAAUGCCUAAUUGCAUGCAUUUAUAAUCUAACCUUAGUUAGCUGAACUCUAGGUUUAUCACAGACCAAAUGCAUUUCUGUGUAAAGGGAUUUCAAAUGGCCUCAAGACAUUGACAUUGAUCUACUGCCCUGAACUAGAUAUGGAGAGGUUUUUAUAGUCAGCUUUCUUAAAUAUUUCAGCACACUCUUCUUAAUAUAGUUUUAAGGCUCUAAAUAAUUAAAUGACGCAAUUAAAGAGAAACUUGUAUUGUGUCUAUAUAGGGGCGAUGACCGCUGCAAUAAA
Clarias gariepinus (North African catfish) is the source of this 2414-nucleotide messenger RNA. RefSeq names its product gamma-aminobutyric acid type A receptor subunit delta (gene gabrd). The transcript has 9 exons. The record is from RefSeq and is a predicted model, not a curated record. Gene Ontology annotation, biological process: chemical synaptic transmission; nervous system process; monoatomic ion transmembrane transport. Gene Ontology annotation, cellular component: neuron projection; synapse; GABA-A receptor complex. NCBI's taxonomy places the organism in Eukaryota, Metazoa, Chordata, Actinopteri, Siluriformes, Clariidae. Gene Ontology annotation, molecular function: neurotransmitter receptor activity; extracellular ligand-gated monoatomic ion channel activity; GABA-A receptor activity. The coding region runs from base 199 to 1545 and encodes 448 amino acids.